GCUGCUGAGCUCUGUGAACAGACAGCUUUGGGAUCUUUUCUUAACUGCUGAGUAGUUAAUGUUUCUUCAUUUUAAAUUUUAUUUUUUAUGUUGGGUUUUCUCUUUUUUAAAUCGAAGGCAUGGAUCAGUGCUGGUACCAUGGAAGCAUCACUCGUUCAAAAGCUGAGGACUUACUUUCUAAAGUAGGCAAGGAUGGAAGUUUUCUCGUCAGGGCCAGUGAAUCUAUCUCUUCAGCUUACGCCCUCUGUUUGCUAGGAAAGAAGACAUUGCAGCAGGCUAAGAAAAUUACUAUCAGAUUCAAUCACUUCAAUUACAAGCGAUUAUUGACACAGCAAGAAUGUAGAGAAUGUAAUGGUUCUUUGCAGUGGUUAUUAACACAUUAUUUGCCUACUCCACCUGUAUUACCUCCACGCAGCAUAUCAGUUCCAGUAAGUGAAACAAAGGAAGAGCUUUUAUCCAAUGAUAAUAUCCAGAUGGCAGAAAUUAGCAAACCACCUCUUUCUGAAACCUUGCUUCAGCGAUUACAGCAGCACGAUACCAGCAAUGUUCCAGAAGAGCAUCUCAAACUUAUCCAAGAUUAUUUGAGAGUUCAUAUAACUAAUGAUAUUGAAAAUGUACAACUGGGCUCGUGGAAUCUCCCUCAGCUGAAGAAACUACUUACAGGACUCUGCAAAGGACUCUUCAAUGAGUUGUCUCGGACGUUACCUUCUCUGGAAUCUAUACAGAUGGUGUUUGAUCAACUUUCCCCGGGUACCCAUCGACAUUCUCAGCCAUCGUUUGAUGUCAAUCGUACAAAAUUGGUUCAAUUGACAAGUUUGCUUUCUUCCCUAGAGGAUAAGGUGAAAAGAGUAUUGAUUGAGGGGCCUGAUCCAACACAUCGACGUUCACUUAUCCCUCCUGUUACCUUUGAGGUGAAAGCAGAUUGCCUUGGGAUUUCUUCCAAGAUUCAUCUUAAAGUUGAUGUUGAGAUGGGAAAACUUAUUAUUAAGAAAGCUAAGGAUGGUCCUGAAGAUAAAUUCUACACCCACAAAAAAAUCCUACAGCUCAUCAAGUCUCAGAAGUUUCCUAACAAGCUGGUCAUUGUACUAGAGACAGAAAAAGAAAAAGCACAAAGGAAAGAAUAUGUCUUUGCUGAUUCUAAGAAAAGAGAAGGCUUCUGCCAGCUUCUACAGCAAAUGAAGAACAAACAUUCGGAACAAUCAGAGCCUGACAUGAUCACUGUCUUCAUUGGGACCUGGAAUAUGGGUGAUGCUCCUCCACCAAAGAAGAUCAGUUCCUGGUUUCUCUCCAAGGGACAGGGUAAGACCCGUGAUGAGACAGCUGACUAUAUUCCACAUGACAUAUAUGUGAUUGGAACACAGGAAGACUCCUUGGGGGAAAAAGAAUGGCAAGAGAUUCUAAGGCAUUCCUUACAGGAGAUUACCAGUAUCAGCUUCAAAGUGAUAGCAACCCAUACUCUCUGGAACAUCAGGACUGUUGUACUGGCGAAACCCGAACAUGAAAAUCGCAUAAGUCACCUCUGUGUGGAUACUGUAAAGACUGGAAUUGCAAACAGGCUGGGCAACAAAGGAGCUGUGGGGGUAUCAUUCAUGUUUAAUGGAACCUCCUUUGGGUUUGUGAACAGCCAUUUGACUUCAGGAAGUGAGAAGAAACAGAGGAGAAAUCAGAACUACAUGAGUAUUCUUCGCUUUAUGUCGGUGGGAGGCAAGAAUUUGGGUCCAUUUAACAUCACUCAUCGUUUUACUCAUUUCUUCUGGCUGGGAGAUCUGAAUUAUCGCUUAGAAUUAUCCCCAAUGGAAGCAGAAAAUAUCAUUCAGAAAAUCAAGCAGCAGCAGUAUACAGAACUGCUUAAUUUUGACCAGCUCCUCAUUGAAAAGAAGGAUCAGAAGGUAUUUCUGCAGUUAGAGGAGGAAGAAAUAACAUUUGCCCCAACCUAUCGCUUUGAAAGAAACACUCGGGAGAAUUAUGUCUACACCAAGCAGAAAGCCACAGGGAUGAAGUACAAUUUGCCAUCCUGGUGUGAUCGAGUACUCUGGAAAUCAUAUCCCUUGGUGCAUGUGGUGUGCCAGUCUUAUGGAUGCACAACUGACAUCAUGACAAGCGAUCAUAGUCCUGUUUUUGCUACAUUUGAAGUUGCUGUCACAUCUCAGUUUGUUUCUAAGAAUGACGAUAAGUACACAGACUCUCUAGGACAGAUUGAAUUUCUCCAUUGCAGUGCUGUCCUCAAGACAAAGUCUCAGACUAAAUUUUACAUUGAAUUUUACUCCAGCUGCCUAGAAAGCUUUGUAAAGAGUCAAGAGGGAGAAAAUGAGGAAGGAAACGAAGGGGAACUGGUGGUAAAAUUUGUCGAAGCCCUUCCUAAGCUAACUCCAAUUAUUUCGGACCCAGAAUAUCUGCUAGACCAACACAUUUUGAUUUGCAUUAAAUCUUCAGACAGUGAUGAAUCCUACGGUGAAGGCUGUAUCGCACUUCGAAGUGGAGCUGCAGAAUCCCAAGUCCCUAUUCAAACUGUGUUAACACACCAUGGAGAAAAGACAGGGAUCUUCCAAGGUCAAUUCAAGCUACAGACAUCCCAAGGGAAACAGAGAGAAAAAUUAUAUGAUUUUGUGAAAAUUGAACGAGAUGAAACUGCUGGACAAAAAUCAAUCAGAGGCUUGAGCUGUAUAGACCAUGCCAAAGAAUGGGAACAAAUCAACAAGGUUACUAUUUCUAGCAGGAGGCCCACUCAUUUGGUAGCCAAAGAAGCAGCCGCCAUUGCUCGGUUUCGUGGAACUGCAGUAACUCUUGAUGAGCCUUGCAGAGAUGAUAUUGGACGGAACACAGUGCCCCCAGAGAUCAACACUGGCACCUACUUACGGAUGGCUUCUGCCUCUCAACCAUUCACUACAACAACCCAGUUUAAGCAGAUCCCUUCACCAGAUCAACAACCUACCCUUUGGAAUUACGAUCCACAGCCAAAAGAUAAUACUCCACUAUUGGGAUUAGAAUCUCCUACUACACCUUCCACUCUGUCUCCUGUAUCUCCAAGACUUUCUGCUCCUUUUGCAACUAAUCAAAAAGAUCAACUGUACAGUGAGGUGAGGAAAAGCAUGAUAGAACCAUUGCUGCAAGAUGAAGCAUAUUCAAAACCAGAAAUGUUUGAUAAUCCUCUCUAUGACUUCACAAAAUCCAAGGACAAGCUUCCAAUUAAGAGAGAACAGGAGUUGUUUAAGGUCUCCCGGAAAGAACUCCCAACCAUUCCUGAUCAAAACUUUCCUUUUACCAAGCUACAAGAGACCGAUGGCAACAAACCUUGCAAGCAACAAUCUUCCCCACCUUUCUUUCUCCCCACACAUAGAUUUCGUUCUUAUACCUGUUCUAAUCAAUCUGAGGAAAACAGUUCAGUGAAGGAAAAGAUUCAAAACAAGCAGAAGCCUUGUUCCAAUUUAGAUCCUUCUCUGCCAACUUUCAAGAAUCCCAUUAAAUUAACAAGAUCUGAAGUAGUGCAGAAUAAACCACCACUUCCAUCUAAAAGCCAGGUGGUGCUUGAUAUGCAGCACAUCAAGGGCCGAGAUUAUCGAGAAAGCUCAGAACUUCCAUCUCAAAGGAAACACCAAAAUGAGGAUGGGACUUUUGGCAGAGCAGCUGUGCCGUGAAAGAAACUAUCACUGAUGAAAAACCCAGAUGAAUCCUGAAAAGAAAUAGCACGAACAUUUCUCAGAAUAUCCUUUGACUAGGUACACAAGCCGUUGAAUGUUUAAAGAAGAAUAAAUCUUUCUGCCUUUCUCGUUAUGGAAGUACACAUUAUGAAACAUAAGGUAAAAUUAAUUAAGACCAAAAUUGAUUUCAAAAGACUGAGAUGAAUGAGUGCUAUAAAGCUUAAAACUGUCAAUUCCUUCAAGGGCAAGAAAGUUGUGAAGAAUUAUGGGAUUUGGAAAUUAUAUGAGUUGGAUGCAUGUGAAGGUAUUAUUCAGAUUACUAUGGU
Molecule: messenger RNA, 3964 nt
Organism: Thamnophis sirtalis
Lineage: Eukaryota; Metazoa; Chordata; Lepidosauria; Squamata; Natricidae
Source: RefSeq, a predicted model, not a curated record